UAAAAACAGCAUGGUAUGAGGAACACGAUCAAAAAUUUAGGUAGUUCCGGACAGACAAUUGCAAGAUGGCGAAAACUGUUGUCUUCGUUCUGAUGAUGGUCAUUUCACUCAGUUUUUUAUGGAUUGCAAACGUACAAGGCAAGACUUCGUUCAUCGUGCUGGGAGACUGGGGCUACAACUCAUCCCACCAAGCAAAGGUUGCCAAGGCAAUGGGCGAGUGGGCGGAGGCUAAUAAUGCCCGUUUCGUGCUUACUGUUGGAGACAACUUCUACAACGAGGGUGUGAGCAGUUUAACUGAUCCGUUAUGGAACACACUCUACCGGGACGUUUACGUUGACCCGAGUCUUAACAUCACGUGGUACGCGUGUCUAGGCAACCACGACCAUUACUGGGGCAACGCAAUCUACCAGGUGAAGGCUCAUCAAACGGUGGACUGGAGAUGGUACAUGCCGAAUUUGUAUUAUACUUUUGAAAUACAAGACCACGAAGGCGACCAAGUGACGAUCGAGUUCAUUGUGGCCGACACCGAAAAUUGCAAGAGUAAAAUGCAGAUGAAGUGGAUGAAGAAAGCUAUCACCAGAUCGUCGGCUGACUGGACAAUCGCUGUGGGCCACCACCCCGUUCUCUCUUCAGGAAAGCAUGGCAGCACACCUACCAUGUACAGCUCCAGCUCGUACCGUAAAGCCAUGGAGGAAGAAAAGGUCGCCUUUUACUUUUCCGGCCAUGACCACAGCCUGGAGCACAUCAGCCACAGUAAUCGCCCAACCGAGUACGUCAUUUCCGGUUCCGGGUCGAAGCUGUACGACCGGAGCGAAGAGAGCCUUCAGGACGUCGUAGAUAAAGGGUACACGAGUGAGUUUUUCGAAUCUACGCCAGGGUUCGUGGGGGUGACAAUUCACAACAAUGUGGCUAAUGUGACAUUUGUCGACAAAGGCGGCAAUGUUAUAUAUUGGUUUUUAAAAGAAAACCCCCGUGCCGCGGCAAUCUAGUGGGAUUCGUCUGAAAAAUUGAAAAGAAUCUGGACACCGUUCUUGCUUUAAAAUGAUCAUUUAUUGUCAUUCAUUGCUGAACAUUCUGUGGCAUGUUUAGAUCAUAUACGAGAGAUAAAUAAAUAACCUGCAAAUCAAAUUAUUCUUUGG
Lingula anatina is the source of this 1139-nucleotide messenger RNA. RefSeq lists its product as uncharacterized. Gene Ontology annotation, molecular function: hydrolase activity. The record is from RefSeq and is a predicted model, not a curated record. NCBI's taxonomy places the organism in Eukaryota, Metazoa, Brachiopoda, Lingulata, Lingulida, Lingulidae.